AUGCCAGUCGCUUGGUUCUUCCCAUCAGAGACUGUCAUUAUGUGCGCAAUUAAGCGGAUGCUGGUCAUUUGGCUACUCGCACUGCUUCACGUCACUGUCGCAUCGCCCAGUUUCGAGCAAAAGUGCCUUGCCUUUAGACGCGAUAACCGGACCAUAGGAGCUAAGCUUAACGUCCUCCAGUAUGUUGCUGCAGGUACAAACCUAACCUUUCCGGAUAAUGAUGCAAGCUGUGCUCGUGCGAGUCAAAAGGUGUCGGUAGACUUCUGUCGCAUAACGCUUGAGAUCAAGACAUCCAGGAUAUCAAACAUAUCAUUUGAGGCAUGGUUUCCGGAGAAUUGGUCGGGUCGCUUCCUGGCCACAGGGAAUGGAGGUAUUGAUGGGUGCAUCAAGUACGAAGACCUUGCAUAUGGCGCACUGAACGGCUUCGCUACGGUGGGUGCAAACAACGGGCACAACGGCACAGGGGGAGCAGCCUUCCUUAACAACCCUCAGAUGGUAGUUGACUUUGCCUAUCGAUCACUCCACAAGACAGUGGAAACAGGAAAAGCACUAUCCCAACAGUUCUAUCAAUCAAACUAUACCAAAUCUUACUACCUGGGCUGCUCUCUAGGCGGACGUCAGGGUGUCAGUAGUGCAGAGAAGUUUCCCAAAGACUUCGACGGCAUCGUUGCAGGCGCCCCAGGCGUCGAUUUCAAUAGCCUUUACGCCUGGCGUGCCCACUUCUUCAGCAUCAUCGGUCCAAAGGCUAGUCCAAACUUCAUCCCUGCCACAGCAUGGAGAGGUUGGAUCCACGACGAAGUCCUGCGCCAAUGCGACACCAUUGACAAGGUCAAAGACGGCAUAAUCGAAGACCCAAGUCUCUGCAACUUCGACCCUUCAACUCUACUAUGUGACCGUAACAAAACAAGCCAGUGUCUGAACCAGCAACAAGUUCAGCAGCUCCAAACAAUCUUCAGCCCUUAUACGUACGAGAACGGCGACUUGAUCUAUCCAGCCAUGCAACCCGGCAGCGAGAUUCACGCCGUAGACCGUCUCUACGAUGGCACACCCUUCGGGCCUUCAAACGACUGGUUCAAAUACGUCGUCUACAACGAACCCUCCUGGAACGCGUCGACAUUCGACCUCGACGACGUACGCGCAGCGCAAACGCUCAAUCCAGGCGAUAUCCGCACAUUCCCGUCUUCGCUGUCGGGGUUCAGAGACCGCGGCGCCAAGCUGCUCAUGUAUCAUGGUCAGCAGGAUAACCAGAUUAGCUCCUUCAACACGCCUCGCUUUUACGAGCACUUGCGCGGUAAUGCAAGUUAUGCAGCCAUGGAUGAAUGGGUGCGCUUCUUUAGGAUUUCAGGCAUGUUUCACUGUAGCACAGGGCCUGGCGCGUGGGUACUGGGUCAAGGCGGGGAGGCAUCGCAGGCGGGGAUCGCGUUUGACCCCCAGCACAAUGUUCUCAGUGCCAUGGUUAAUUGGGUGGAGAAGGGUGUUGCGCCAGAGUACAUUGAGGGGACAAAGUUUGUGAAUGACACCGUUGGAGCUUGCUUUCCUUCAACUUCUCUCUAG
Messenger RNA from Pyrenophora tritici-repentis Pt-1C-BFP, 1554 nucleotides. NCBI's taxonomy places the organism in Eukaryota, Fungi, Ascomycota, Dothideomycetes, Pleosporales, Pleosporaceae. The record is from RefSeq and is a predicted model, not a curated record.